AGUAGGUUUUUCAAUAUUAAAUUGAUAAGUUGUCCCGGCAACCACCCGCCCAAAAAAGUCAACAUCUUCUAGCCCACCCUCAGAUUUAUACUUUAUGUGCAUUAUUUUUAUUCGGUGUGUGAAAAAGAUGGCUACGAUCUGCAUCAGCAACAAAUGCUUGAGCAUUCGUAAUGGGGACCUGGUCAGAAAGAUACUUCCUUUCACCAGGUAAUCAAUUUCAAACUCCUUUCUUUCUUGCUCAAGCUGGCCCCAGGUGUGGCACACACAUACUACUACAAUUCCCAGUGUUGGAAAGUAUAAGAAGUUUGCGAGUUCUGACGUUCUAUGCGUUACUGGGAUGUCUAAGUCAACAACUUGGGAGUAUGGAAUAUUUGUUAUUGCAUGGUUGUGUUGGGCUUCUCUAUCUUUUGGAGCUCAGGGCGCCAUUACCGACACAGUGGAAGUGACGGCAUUGCAAGCCAUCAAGAGAAGUUUGAUAGAUCCCAAUAAGAAUCUGAGCAAUUGGAAUCGAGGAGAUCCGUGUACAUCAAAAUGGACAGGGGUUGUGUGCUCCAAUACAACAUUAGAUGAUGGAUAUUUACAUGUUCAGGAACUGCAACUUCUGAAAAUGAGAUUGUCAGGAAGUCUAUCACCAGAGCUUGGCAAAUUAUCGUACCUACAAAUACUGGAUUUUAUGUGGAACAGCAUAAGUGGGAGUAUACCCAAGGAGAUAGGCAAUAUCACCACCUUGAAACUCUUGCUUCUGAAUGGAAACAACUUAACAGGUCCAUUACCUGAAGAGCUUGGUUAUCUUCCAAACUUGGACAGAAUACAAAUUGAUCAGAACAACAUAUCAGGACCAAUACCAGUAUCAUUUGCAAAUUUGAACAAAACGAAGCAUUUUCACAUGAACAACAAUUCAAUUAGUGGGCAAAUUCCCCCAGAACUAUCCAGAUUACCAAGCCUUGUUCACUUCCUUCUGGAUAAUAACAACUUAUCAGGGUAUCUUCCACCGGAGUUCUCCGAACUGCCAAAUUUACUGAUAAUUCAACUUGAUAAUAAUCACUUUGAUGGGACUACAAUUCCAGCUUCGUAUAGCAGAAUGUCUAAAUUGCUGAAGUUGAGCCUUAGGAACUGCAACUUGCAAGGGGAGAUUCCUGAUUUGAGCCAAAUACCGAACCUUGGUUAUCUAGAUCUCAGUUUAAAUCUGCUAAAUGGAACCAUACCUACAGAGAGACUUUCUGAGAAUAUCACGUCCAUCUAUUUAUCCAACAACAAUCUUACUGGAACAAUUCCUGACAGCCUUUCGAAUCUUACUCAUCUCCAGAAACUGUCAAUUGCGAACAAUUCAUUGAACGGCUCUGUUCCAUCCACCAUUUGGCAAGAUAGGACUUUGAAUGGAAGUGAAAGCCUUACAGUGGAGUUGCAGAAUAAUAAUCUUUCAAGUAUUACAGGCGAUACUAAUCUACCUCCAAAUGUCACUGUCUGGCUUCAAGGGAAUCCCUUUUGCUCGAACACCAACCUAGUCAGUUUUUGUGGAUCUGAAAGUGAUGCUGAAAAUAAAAAUCCGGGUCCAACAAAUAACACUUUGGAUUGUGACAGUCCAGGAUGUCCACCCCCUUAUGAAUAUUCCCCUAAAUCUCCUGAACGUUGUUUCUGUGCUGCCCCUCUACUUGUUGGAUAUCGGUUGAAAAGUCCAGGAUUCUCAGAUUUUCGUCCUUACAAAUCAAUGUUUGAGUAUUACCUGACAUCUGGUCUUGAUCUACUCCUUUAUCAGCUGUACAUUGAAAAUUUUGAAUGGGAAGAAGGCCCUCGACUGAAAAUGUACUUGAAGUUUUUUCCAGUAUAUAAUAAUCAAAGCGUCAAUGGUUUUAUCUUCAAUACGAGUGAGGUUCGGCGAAUUAUGAACAUGUUCACAUCAUGGAGCAUUCCUGAUAGUGACAUCUUUGGACCUUACGAACUUCUGAAUUUCACUCUCCUGGACAUUUAUAAAGAUGCGAUUACCACCUCUCGAAGUUCUAGUUUAAGCACAGGUGCACUGGCUGGCAUAGUAGUGGGGACCAUUGCAGGUGCAGUUACAAUGUCCGCAGUUGUCUCUCUUCUAAUACUAAGAAAGUGUAUGAAGAAGUAUAGUGCAGUUUCGAGAAAACGUCGUGCAUCUAAGGCCUCCUUGAGAAUUGAUGGUGUGAAGGCUUUCAGUUAUGGAGAAAUGGCUAUGGCUACAAACAAUUUUAACAACUCCGCUCUUGUUGGCCAAGGAGGGUAUGGAAAGGUCUAUAAAGGCAUUCUAGCUGAUGGAACAAUUGUGGCCAUUAAACGUGCACAAGAGGGAUCCUUACAGGGUGAGAAGGAGUUCUUAACAGAGAUAGAAUUAUUGUCAAGGUUACAUCAUCGGGACCUAGUGUCUUUGAUUGGAUAUUGUGAUGAAGAGGGUGAACAGAUGUUGGUCUAUGAGUUUAUGGUGAAUGGUACUCUAAGGGAUCACCUUUCUGCUAAAUGUAAAGAACCUCUGAGUUUUGCGAUGAGAUUGAGAAUUGCCCUGGGGUCAGCUAAGGGCAUCCUCUACCUACACACGGAAGCUAAUCCUCCAAUAUUUCAUCGGGAUAUCAAGGCCAGCAACAUAUUAUUGGAUUCUAAUUAUACAGCAAAGGUUGCUGAUUUUGGACUUUCGAGACUUGCUCCAGUUCCAGAUAUUGAAGGGACUGCGCCUGCUCAUGUAUCCACAGUUGUGAAGGGGACACCUGGUUACCUUGAUCCAGAGUACUUUUUGACACAUAAACUGACAGACAAAAGCGACGUUUACAGUCUUGGAGUCGUAUUUCUCGAACUCCUGACUGGGAUGCAGCCAAUCUCACAUGGGAAAAAUAUUGUUAGAGAGGUUAAUGUUGCUCAUCAGUCUGGUAUGAUCUUUUCGGUCAUUGAUGGAAGGAUGGGAUCAUAUCCUUCUGAAUGUGUGGUUAAAUUUUUGACCUUGGCCCUCAAGUGUUGCCAAGAUGAAACAGAUGCACGACCUUCAAUGGCAGAGGUGGUUCGAGAACUUGAUAGUAUAUGCCUUAUGAUGCCAGAGUCUGACAUCAGAAAAGCAGAUCCCAUGGUCACUGACGUCGAAAAAUAUAUGUCUCCACCACCAUCAUCCUCAACAGUGAAAAAUCCUUAUCUGUCGUCAGAUGUAUCUGGCAGCAACCUUGAUAGUGGAGUCGUUCCAACCAUCAUGCCUAGAUAGAACAAAUGGGGAAGAAUGUUUGUGUUGUUUCUAAUAACCUCGAAAUUUGAACUGGAAAUUUUUAUUGUAUGAUCUCGGUAUCUGAUGCUGUGUAUAGUCUCUCAGUCUCUUAUUACAAUUUGUUUUGAAGAGGUUAUAGUUUUGACCGGUAGGUAGUAUCAGAAAACUGCUAUAAGAACCAACUCCAAUAAAUUUAUUCUUCCGUAUUACAGACUUAA
Molecule: messenger RNA, 3420 nt
Organism: Carya illinoinensis
Lineage: Eukaryota; Viridiplantae; Streptophyta; Magnoliopsida; Fagales; Juglandaceae
Product: probable LRR receptor-like serine/threonine-protein kinase At1g06840
Exons: 21
Coding region: 338-3202 (954 amino acids)
Biological process (GO): protein phosphorylation
Molecular function (GO): ATP binding; protein kinase activity; protein binding
Source: RefSeq, a predicted model, not a curated record